Messenger RNA from Gigantopelta aegis, 2401 nucleotides. RefSeq lists its product as uncharacterized. The coding region runs from base 137 to 1561 and encodes 474 amino acids. Lineage: Eukaryota; Metazoa; Mollusca; Gastropoda; Neomphalida; Peltospiridae. The record is from RefSeq and is a predicted model, not a curated record. The transcript is spliced from 4 exons.
CAAGGCAUAUUAAUGAUUUGCUCGUUUAAAAAUAUUAAUUACAAUAUUUAAAAGUCGGGAAUGUCUAUGGAGCCUAUAUUUGAAGGAAAAUAAACAAACAUUUAGUUUUCUUGAGCGGUUUCUCUGGUUGUUAAAAAUGGAGAGACAAGGCUCUUCGUUUGAAACAGAUUUGCAGUCGGUGGUUCUCGGUCUACACAGACUGGUGAAAAUCAUGAACUAUUUAACUAGUUUUCCCGAGAAGAAUUUAAACCUUGCGGUCAAACAAAAAAUGGAUGCUGAAGCAAUGUUAAAUGAUAUAACAUGCGAUGCCAGGCAGCUGAAAGUUAUACUUACGCACUAUCACCAAGAAGUUUCCACUUCGAGCUUGAAUACCAAACAAAACGAAAUGGAAGAAUUCAUUGCAUCCUUUGAGACCCCAACAGUGACAGAAACGGAUUCUAAAACAACCACAACAAAGAAAAAGCGGACAGCCAGGACAACACCAUCGACAUCUGGGAUGAAGACUCGCUUAAGAACGCUGGCUGAAAUGGCCAAAGAUAUUGCGCGGCAGGAGAAAGAAUCCUCCCAUAUAAGGGAUCUGGUCUCCAUGGCUGAUAUUGUCGAGGCUCUCACCCACUCUGUGGCCUUAACGUCCGCCAUGGACAGGAGAUUAAACACACCAAGUCCAGCAGCUGAUCAGAGUGAGUCGGACGAUUUUAGACAUACCACCCAGAGUGAGUCAAAUAGUACUGGACCCAUUAACCAUGUUGAGUCAGGUGGUGUUAUACCUACCAAUCAGAGCGACUCGGAUUCCUACAGAAACAUCAACCCUGACUCAGAUAGUACAUGUAUUAGUAAUACUAUUAUACCCAUCCACCAGGUUCGAUCAGGCAGAAAUUUACAAUCCUCAGAUAUUCAGGCAGAUGAUAGACCCAUCCAUCAUGUUCAGUCAGAUAGUAUUAGACCCACCCAGUCAAAUGUCAUAUCAAUCCACCAUGCUCAGUCAGAAGGUAUUAGACCCACUCAGAAUAUUGAGUUAAAUGAUACUGGACCCAUCCACCAUUCUGAGUCAGGUGGUAUUUUACCACCCUCAGAUAUUCAGUCAGAUGGUGUUAGACCCACCCAGAAUAUUGAGUCAAAUGGUGUUAUACCCAUCCACCAUGUUCAGUCAGAUGUUGUUAGACCCACCCAGAAUACCGAGUCAAAUGGUAAACCCAUCCGCCAUGUUCAGUCAUGUUGUACAUGUAUGAGGCCCAUCUACGAUUCUGAGUCAAAUGGUAUAAGCUCAGUUCAGGUGUCGGGGCAAACCACUGUCCCCUACAGUGACACUUCACCAACCACUACAUAUUCACAAAUAUCGAAAUACAUGAACAUCAUUCAAAGACGUUUAAAGUCGCAACUUUUGCGAUGGUCAGGGGGUUCUAUUUUUAAACUAUUCCUUCUCCCAUUAUUAAUAAUUUUGACAGUUCUGGCAAUAUUUAUGCAAUAUUGCUAUUAUUCAAAUAAGGACCGUUGUCUAUGUGUACAAUAUUUGCUGUCAUCUUUUGUUCAUAUUAGUUGCUGUCCCCAUAUGGUCUUAUAAAAAUGCUUGAAGUGCUCGCCUGAGGUGCUUGGGUCAGAGGACUAAAACUUUCUCGGUGGACACAUUGUAGUUUCAUCGUCCCAGCUAGUUCCCCACGUCUGGUAUUUUAAAGAACACAGUAUGUACUGUUCUGUCUGUAGGGGUCGUUAAUCAAAACAAACCUUUACUCAAAUACUGUAUAUUAAAAAACUAGAUUGCCAACGUGAUGAAAAACAAGGUUUCGGUAAAAUCGCACAUCGGUGUAACGAAAACCUGGCUUUAACGAAAACCUGGCUUUAAGUAACAACGUGACUGUUUUACUGACAUUCUGGAGCCAGUUGUUCAAACGUUAGUUACCUUAACCAAUAGUUAUCAAACAUUUUCAGCUAUGUAUCUAUUUAUGUAUCUAUGUAUGGAUGUAUUUGUCACAAGUUUGCAUGAUAAAUUACAUUACUAUAAAUAUACCUAUAUGUGUAAAUAUUGUAAGGCGAUGAAUCAGGGCACCCCAAACCUGACACCGUCAUGAAUGUCUGGGGCAAUAAAAUAAAAGAAGAUAUUUAAAUAUAUUGAACUUCAUUGAAAACGCAUCAGCCAGAUUUCCAGAUGUAAAUAGGAUAUGAUAUGAGAAGAAAUAAUAAUACAUUUAAAUGAUUUUGUAUAACUGGUAGACAAUAAGAAAUAGAAAAAAAUUGCAUAAAUUGGUUAGGGAUAUUGUACUUUAUAGCAACUUCACAUAUGGAUAGCAAUAACAACUAAAAAUAGGGUGAAGCAUUUUCAAUAUGAGAGUUCAGUAUACAUUCUUUGUAAAUAUGUUCUUUGUUAUAUAUUUGUUCCUAAGAUAAUAAAAUUUUUGUUUUGAAA